AUGUUCAACCCUGUGCCUGGUGGAGCUUGCCGCCAGUGCCCCGUUGGCACCUUCCGUGUGGCUGGCGGCGGUGAUGGCACCCAGUGCACCAAGUGCCCUCCCGGCACCUUCACAGACCUGACCGGCCAGGCAACCUGCACUCCUUGCGCCACUGGUUACGCCAAUGCCGAUACAGCGGUGCGGCCAACACACCGCUGUGCACACCGUUGCCCCAAGGGCUACGGCGUCGCUGAUGAGGGCAACAGCGCCUGCGACGUCUGCGGCCCCGGCACCUACCAGGACGAGGAGGGCCAGGUUGGGUGCAACGACUGCCCUGUGGGCACCUACACCGAGAUGACCGGCAGCACCGAGCUAGAGGCCUGCCUGCCCGCCCCCAAGGGCAACUACGCCCCAGGCACAGGCAACGACGGCUUCAUCCCCUGCGAGGGCGGCACCUACCAGGACGAGGAGGGCCAGGGUGCGUGCAAGCCCUGCCCGCCGGGCAACCAGUGCCCUGCGGGGUCGGUGGAGCCCAAGAAGUGCCGCCCUGGCUUCUAUGCCGACAGCCGGCAGCCCUUCUGCAAGGAGUGUGCCAAGGGCACGUACCAGGACAAGGAGGGGCAGCGCGCCUGCAAGCCCUGCCCUGCUGGCAGCUACUGCCAGGCCACCAAGAUGGCCACCCCCACGGCCUGCCCGGCUGGCAAGUUUGUUCUAUGCCGACAGCCGGCAGCCCUUCUGCAAGGAGUGUGCCAAGGGCACGUACCAGGACAAGGAGGGGCAGCGCGCCUGCAAGCCCUGCCCUGCUGGCAGCUACUGCCAGGCCACCAAGAUGGCCACCCCCACGGCCUGCCCGGCUGGCAAGUUUGGCGUCAAGUUCUCCUCCAUCACCCCCAACGACUGCCAGGCUUGCCCCAUCAACGUGAGUGUGUGGCACUAUUCUGA
Messenger RNA from Chlorella variabilis, 921 nucleotides. RefSeq lists its product as hypothetical. The transcript has 3 exons. The record is from RefSeq and is a predicted model, not a curated record. Bases 1 to 921 code for a protein of 306 amino acids. Lineage: Eukaryota; Viridiplantae; Chlorophyta; Trebouxiophyceae; Chlorellales; Chlorellaceae. Gene Ontology annotation, molecular function: protein binding.